This is a messenger RNA of Amphibalanus amphitrite, 772 nucleotides long. RefSeq lists its product as uncharacterized. Lineage: Eukaryota; Metazoa; Arthropoda; Thecostraca; Balanomorpha; Balanidae. The record is from RefSeq and is a predicted model, not a curated record. The transcript has 5 exons. The coding region runs from base 147 to 554 and encodes 135 amino acids.
GGGUGAUCAGCGCGAGCUCGCUGCUGGCGCGGCGCCGCGGCCGCUGAUGGAGCCCGAGGGGUGCUGACGAGCAGCCCUCGGCGGCAGUCGGCCUGCCAGCGCCGCCGUCGGCGCCCACACGGCCACUGCCGAAAACGCCCGCCAGCAUGGUGGCCAUCUGCAUUUGGCUGCUGGUCUUCAUGACAACUGAUCAGUCGCUGGCUAUCAAGUGCCAUGAAUGUGGGCAAUAUUCAAAUGAGAAGGGAAUUAUCGAGGCCUGUAACAGGACACAGACCUCCGAUGCCGACCGGAAAGACUGUCACCACACCAGCAUUCUCUGCCUGAAGCACGUCAACGGGAAUCGGAUGGUGAAGAUGUGCACCGACUUCUGUAAGCCGUAUGGAAAUGAGGUACACGGCGGGACCACCUACUGCUGCGCCAUGCCGGACUACUGUAACGCGGCGCCCGCGGCCGGCGGCCCCCCGCUGCUGCUGCUGCUGCUGCUGCUGCCGCUCGGCCGCCACCUGGCCUCUCUCACGGCGCCGAUAGCGAGACGAACGAAAACUCAGCAGUGACCUCAGCAGUGAUCUCAGCAGCGAGUGACCUCAGCAGUGACCUCAGCAGCGAGUGACCUCAGCAGUGACCUCAGCAGCGAGUGACCUCAGCAGUGACCUCAGCAGCGAGUGACCUCAACAGUGAACUCAGCAGCGAGUGCUGUCGACAUGCGCGGUGCGAGUAAAAAUUAGUUCUGAAGUCUGAUAUAAGUGUAUAUGAAUAUAUCAUUGCAAACAUG